Mizuhopecten yessoensis (Yesso scallop) is the source of this 2907-nucleotide messenger RNA. RefSeq names its product mucin-2-like. Bases 1 to 2907 code for a protein of 968 amino acids. The record is from RefSeq and is a predicted model, not a curated record. The transcript is spliced from 4 exons. NCBI's taxonomy places the organism in Eukaryota, Metazoa, Mollusca, Bivalvia, Pectinida, Pectinidae. Gene Ontology annotation, cellular component: membrane.
AUGUCCAUGCAUGCUCGUCUAUGUGUUGGUGCAAUGAAAAUUGCCAGUGAAGGUAAACCCCCAAUUAAGCUGGAAACCGAAGUCCGUUCAUUGGGUCUGGCCAGUGUAAUGUUGACACAGUGCCAAGGAUGUCUUCAGCAGUGUAAAUUAGAAACUUGCACAAAAGUCCCAGGAUCCAAACGCUAUGAUGUUAAUGUUCGUGCUGUUUGGGGCAGCAUGGUAACUGGAAAUGGUCCUUCUCACUUGAAUGAGUUCUUGGCAACUAUGAACUCCCCCGGUUUAUCUCAGUCCACAUUUAGUUUCAUAGAAACUGAUAUUGGAAUGUGGUGGCAUUCGGUUUUAGAGAUGGACAUGUUGCUAGCGGGUGAAGAGGAAAGAAAUUUGGCAAUUGAGCGCAAUGACUUUCAUCAAGAAGUCCCUGCAAUAACUGUAAUAGCAGAUGGUGGUUGGUCCAAAAGGACUCAUAAACAUUCGUAUAAUGCAGCAGGUGGUGUGGCAAUCGUAAUCGGAAAAGAGACCAAAAAGCUGCUGCAUAUUGGUGUGCGGAAUAAGUACUGCUACUUGUGCAGCCAGAAUAGUGAUAAGGAACAUACUUGUUUUAAGAAUCGGGACCAUGACAGCCAGUCAAUGGAAAGUGACAUCAUUUUACAAGGGUUCCUUGAAUGUGAAAGCAAACACGGGAUAAGGUACAUGCGUGUUGUUGGUGAUGGUGAUUCUUCCGUUUUUUCAAGAAUCAAGGAAGAAGUACCCUGUUCGGGAAGAGAUGUUGCUAAACAAGAAUGUGCUAACCAUGUCUCUAAACUACAACCAGUACCAUCAUCAGCUGAUGAUACAGCUUCUUCUUCAAAUGCAACUGUUGAUGAGGUUAGCUCUGUUGAUGAGCAGGUCAGCUUCUGGAAAGAAGUUAUCACAAAAAACACCAACAAUAAAACAUUCCCAAAUACCUCUUUCGCCACCAUACUCUCCACCAAUACCUCCUACAAAACCUACACUAAAACCUCCAACACAACCACCACCACAACCUCCUUCACAACCUCUACCACAGCCUCCUUCAGAAUCACCACCACAACCUCCAGCACAACCUGCGACACAGCCUCCUUCACAACCACAACCUUCAGCACAACUUCCACCACAACAACCCCCAACACCACAACCACCACCACAACAACCUCCAACACAACCACCACCACAACCCCCAGCACAACCACCACCACAACCUCCAACAAAACCACCACAACAACCUCCAACACAACCACCACAACAACCACCACAACAACCCCCUACACAACCACCACCACAACAACCUCCAACACAACCACCACCACAACCACCACAACACCCCCCACAACCCCCCCCUACACAACCACCACCACAACCUCCAGUACAACCACCACCCCAACCUCCAACACAACCACCACCACACCCUCCAGCACAACCACCACCACAACCCCCUACACAACCACCACCACAACAACCUCCACCACAACCCCCACCACAACCACCACAACAACCACCACACCAACCCCCUACACAACCACCACCACAACAACCUCCAACACAACCGCCACCACAACCCCCAACACAACCACCACAACAACCUCUAACACAACCACCACAACAACCUCCACCACAACCCCCACCACAACCACCACCACAACCCCCUACACAACCACCACAACAACCUCCUACACAACCACCACCACAACCCCCACCACAACCCCCUACACAACCACCACCACAACACCCUCCAACACAACCACCACCACACCCUCCAGUACAACCACCACCACAACCUCCAACACCACCACCACCACAACCUCCACCACAACCCCCACCACAACACCCCCCAACACCACAACCACCACCACAACCACCCCAACAACCCCCUACACAACCACCACUACAACCUCCAGCACAACCACCACCACCACAACCUCUAACACAACCACCACCAGAGCCUCCAACACACCCACCACCACAACCACCAGCACACCCACCACCACAACCUCCACCAAAACCACCACAACAACCCCCUACACAACCUUCACCACAACCCCCAACACAACCACCACAACAACCACCACAACACCCCCCUACACAACCACCCCCACAACAACCUCCAACACAACCCCCACAACAACCACCACAACAACCCCCUCCACAACCACCACCACAACCUCCACCACAACCCCCACCACAACCACCACAACAACCACCACAACACCCCCCUACACACCCACCACCACAGCCUCCAGCACAACCCCCACCACAACCUCCAACACAACCACCACCUCCAGCACAACCACCACCACCACCACCACAACAACCCCCUACACAACCUUCACCACAACCCCCAACACAACCACCACCACAACCCCCAGCACAACCACCACCACAACAACCUCCACCACAACCCCCACCACAACACCCCCCUCCACACCCACCACCACAACCUCCAGCACAACCAGCACCACAACCUCCAACACCACCACCACCACAGCCUCCAGCACAACCACCACCACAACCUCAAACACAACCACCACAACCCUCCACACCACAACCACCACCACAACCACCACCACAACAUCCAGCACAACCACCAUCACAACCUACAACACAACCACCACAACAACCUCCAACACAACCCCCCCCACAACCUCCAGUACAACCACCACCACAACCUCCAACACAACCACCACCACAACAUCCAGCACAACCACCAUCACAACCUACAACACAACCACCACAACAACCUCCAACACAACCACCACAACAACCCUCUACACAACCUUCACCACAGCCUCCAGCACAACCACCACCACCACAACCUCCAACACAACCACCACCACAGCCUCCAACACAACCACCACCACAACCUCGAACACAACCACCACCACAACCUCAUGA